AUGGCUCUGCCAGGUUCUGCUUCUUGGGUUCUUAAGAAGAUUUGGGGGUGUAGAGAUUUGCUGGAUAGGGAUCCUAUGUGCAAGCAACUGUUUUUUGCUACUGGUGGUUACUCUAUCAAUAAGAUGUACCUAUGUUUGUUGGGUCAGUUUCCUAAAGUUCAGUGGAGGAGAGUGGUUUGUAAUAACUUUGCUAGCCCUAAAAGUCUUUUCAUUUUGUGGCUUGCUGUUCAUGGGAGGCUUUCUACCAAAGACAGACUCAUGCAGUGGGGCAUAGCUACUGAUGGUGUUUGUAGUUUAUGUGGUGUUGAUCCAGAAUCAGUGCAGCACUUGUUCUUUCAGUGUUCUUAUGCUAGACAAGUCUGGCAGAAAUUCCUACAGAUUCUGAAUAUCAAUAGGAGCAGCCAAGCUUUUGAUCAGGAGCUUCAAUUUGCUAUGAGAAUGAGUAAAAAAUGUACUGCUGUGAGCAAACUUCUCCUUGCUGGUUUUGCUGAAGCAGUUUAUUGCCUGUGGAUUCAAAGGAAUCAAAGAGUCUUUGCUGGUCAUGUUCAAUCAGCUGAGCAAAUUGUUAAAGAAAUUGUGUUUAAGGUUGCUUGCAGAUGUAGAGAUUCAGACAUUGCUUUGUUGCUGUAUUAG
Messenger RNA from Spinacia oleracea (spinach), 633 nucleotides. RefSeq lists its product as uncharacterized. The transcript has a single exon. NCBI's taxonomy places the organism in Eukaryota, Viridiplantae, Streptophyta, Magnoliopsida, Caryophyllales, Amaranthaceae. The record is from RefSeq and is a predicted model, not a curated record. The coding region runs from base 1 to 633 and encodes 210 amino acids.